Messenger RNA from Rosa chinensis, 546 nucleotides. RefSeq lists its product as uncharacterized. The record is from RefSeq and is a predicted model, not a curated record. NCBI's taxonomy places the organism in Eukaryota, Viridiplantae, Streptophyta, Magnoliopsida, Rosales, Rosaceae. The transcript is spliced from 2 exons. The coding region runs from base 1 to 546 and encodes 181 amino acids.
AUGGUGUGCAAACCGAAGAAAUCCCUUUAUGGCCUCAACAAUCUCCUAAGGCAUGGUAAUGAUCCAGAAGAAUUGAAUAAACUAGAAGCACAUCUCUCAUCUGAGUUUGAAAUGAUCAAGGAUCUUGGAGGAUUGAAGUAUUUCUUGGGUAUUGAAGUGGCCAGAUCAAAUAAGGGCAUCUUCUUAUCCCAAAGAAAAUAUGUAAAUCACAAGCUAGCAGAAAAUCCAGACCAAGUGCCUACCAAUAAGGAGAGAUAUCAAAAGUUGGUAGGCAAGCUCAUUUAUCUCUCGCACACUCGUCCUGACAUUGCAUAUGCAGUGGGCAUUGUAAGUCAAUUCAUGCAUGCAUCAAGUGAAGAUCGCAUGGACGCAGUACAUAGAAUUCUGAGGUACUUGAAUACAAAUCUAGGUAAAAGGAACAUGUUCUCCAAGAACAAUCACAUUGAGAUAGCAGGAUACACAGAUGCAGAUUGGGCUUGUUCUAUCACCGAUAGAAGGUCUACUUCAGGCUACUUUACUUUUGUGGGAGGUAACUUGGUCACGUAG